GACAAAGGGCGGCAGUCCCGCCUCCUCGCCUUCCCGGCGUGCAGUGCGGGCUUGUGUGCGGUGAGGGAAGAGCGAGAGCCUUCGGCCUGGUUCCCGCGUUGAGCCCUCAUUCCCGCCUCCUUCUCUGCCGCCAUGUCGGACUAUAGCACCGGCGGUCCUCCGCCGCCUUCAGCUGGGCCGCCGGGCGCGGGGGGAGGAGCUGGGGCGUCCAAUCAGGGAGGUGGAGGAGGCGCUGGUGGGGCUGGCCAGACCGGUGGAGCGGCGGGUCCCGGACCUGGCGGGAUCCGUAAGGACGCCUUCGCCGACGCGGUUCAGCGCGCCCGGCAGAUAGCAGCUAAAAUUGGAGGGGACUCAGCCACAACAGUGAACAACACUACACCUGACUUCGGAUUUGGUGGUCAGAAGAGACAACUGGAAGAUGGAGACCAGCCAGAGAGCAAGAAACUGGCUCCUCAGCCAGAACCCAUGCCACCUCCCCCUCAGCUUGGACCCAUCCAUCCUCCACCCAGGUCUACAGUGACUGAAGAGUACAGAGUACCUGAUGGCAUGGUUGGACUCAUCAUAGGAAGAGGUGGGGAACAGAUCAACAAAAUACAGCAGGACUCUGGAUGCAAAGUACAGAUCUCACCAGACAGUGGAGGAUUGCCAGAGCGGAGUGUGUCUCUGACAGGAUCACCAGAAUCUGUGCAGAAGGCAAAAAUGAUGCUUGAUGAUAUUGUGUCUCGAGGACGUGGUGGGCCACCUGGUCAGUUCCAUGAUAACGCCAAUGGCCAGAAUGGUACAGUGCAGGAAAUCAUGAUCCCAGCUGGGAAAGCAGGCCUGGUAAUCGGCAAGGGAGGAGAGACCAUUAAGCAGUUGCAGGAGCGAGCUGGAGUGAAGAUGAUUUUAAUUCAGGACGGUUCACAAAACACAAAUGUAGAUAAGCCUCUUCGGAUAAUUGGUGAUCCUUAUAAAGUACAGCAAGCCUGUGAAAUGGUAAUGGACAUCUUACGAGAACGGGACCAGGGUGGCUUUGGUGACCGAAAUGAGUAUGGUUCCAGGAUUGGCGGAGGAAUUGAUGUCCCUGUGCCCAGGCAUUCUGUUGGUGUGGUUAUUGGACGUAGUGGUGAGAUGAUUAAGAAAAUACAAAAUGAUGCUGGAGUUCGAAUACAGUUCAAGCAAGAUGAUGGGACAGGUCCCGAGAAGAUUGCCCAUAUCAUGGGUCCCCCUGACAGAUGUGAACAUGCUGCCAGGAUUAUUAAUGACCUUCUCCAGAGUCUCCGGAGUGGUCCACCAGGUCCUCCAGGCUCAGGAAUGCCUCCUGGAGGCAGAGGUAGAGGCCGAGGGCAGGGUAAUUGGGGACCUCCUGGAGGAGAGAUGACCUUUUCUAUCCCCACUCACAAAUGUGGACUGGUUAUUGGCAGAGGUGGAGAAAACGUAAAGGCUAUAAAUCAGCAGACAGGAGCCUUUGUGGAAAUAUCUCGGCAGCUACCGCCCAAUGGAGACCCCAACUUCAAACUGUUCAUCAUUCGUGGUUCACCACAGCAAAUUGAUCAUGCCAAGCAGCUCAUUGAGGAGAAGAUUGAGGGUCCCCUCUGCCCAGUUGGACCUGGACCUGGACCUGGAGGACCUCCUGGACCGGCUCCAAUGGGCCCCUUCAACCCAGGACCUUUUAAUCAAGGGCCACCUAGUGCUCCCCCUCAUCCUGGGGGGCCACCUCCUCCACAGUACCCACCCCAAGGCUGGGGGAAUGCCUAUCCACAGUGGCAGCCUCCUGCUCCUCAUGACCCAAAUAAAGCAGCAGCAGCUGCAGACCCCAAUGCAGCCUGGGCAGCGUAUUACUCUCACUACUACCAGCAGCCCCCUGGCCCAGUUCCAGGAGCACCACCCGCCCCCACAGCGCCACCAGUGCAAGGAGAGCCACCGCAACCACCCCCCACUGGACAGUCAGACUACACUAAAGCAUGGGAGGAGUAUUACAAAAAACUUGGCCAGCAGCCCCAACAGCCUGGAGCUCCACCACAGCAGGACUACACAAAAGCCUGGGAAGAGUAUUAUAAGAAGCAAGCAGCUCAAGUAGCUACUGGGGCAGGGCCAACAGCACCACCAGGACCUCAGCCAGACUACAGUGCAGCCUGGGCAGAAUACUACAGACAACAAGCUGCCUAUUAUGGACAGACGCCUGGCGCUGGUGGCCCAGUGCCACCACCCACACAGCAGGGACAGCAGGCUUCAGUAACAGGCUCCCACCAUGUUUUUCUCCUUUCAACAGGCUCAGUGAGUUGAAUGUGAACCUCCCCAUCUCUUAAGAACCUUUUGUUUUGGAAAGAGGUGGCUGCUGCAGGAAGUGACAGGGUGGGACGGGAGCUGGCCUGUUGCUCUGAUUGCUGGGUUUCUCCUGGGAAUCUCAGCCACGCCGCCUUCAAGUCUCUCUUAAAAUAAACCCAGAUCUCCAAACCCCUAAUGUUGAGCCAGCAGCUGUAGAAGAUAGCCGACUAAAACCGCCGCUGCCAGACCCCAUCCUGCCUGACACGCACCUCAGUUUUCAGGGUAACACUUCCUCUUUUCUUUCUGUUUUGUUUUUUAAAAAAUAAACUUUACAAGGAAAAGUAACUCUGCUUUUUAGUUAGAGUUGGAACAUUCCUCGGACAAAGGUGUCGGUGUUUCAGACAAACCCUUCCCUGCCCCUUCAUUUCUCCACUGCUGGGACUGAUCUGUCGUGUUUUUGUCUGUUCAAGAGGAGAUUGAAACAAAAAAUUGUAUGCUCAAUUUUUACUUUUUACCGCUCGUUUUUAACUUCACAAAUAAAUGAUAACAAAACAUCCCCCUGUGUCUGCUGGGUGGUGUCUGUUUUUCUCUCUCUGUCCAUAGGGUUUUUUGAAGCUGAUGUUUGUUCACAAUAUAGCUGUUGUAAAAGCCUGAUAAUGGUCAUGAAUUAAGAGCUUCCUGUGUUUUUAUAGUUUGAGCAGGCAUUUGUGCAUUUUUGUUGAAUAAAAUGCUUUUUUGUUUUAAA
Molecule: messenger RNA, 2992 nt
Organism: Rhineura floridana
Lineage: Eukaryota; Metazoa; Chordata; Lepidosauria; Squamata; Rhineuridae
Gene: KHSRP
Product: KH-type splicing regulatory protein
Exons: 20
Coding region: 133-2265 (710 amino acids)
Biological process (GO): regulation of DNA-templated transcription
Cellular component (GO): nucleus; cytoplasm
Molecular function (GO): mRNA binding
Source: RefSeq, a predicted model, not a curated record